Cryptomeria japonica (Japanese cedar) is the source of this 357-nucleotide messenger RNA. RefSeq lists its product as uncharacterized. The transcript has a single exon. The record is from RefSeq and is a predicted model, not a curated record. Gene Ontology annotation, molecular function: RNA-DNA hybrid ribonuclease activity; nucleic acid binding. Bases 1 to 357 code for a protein of 118 amino acids. NCBI's taxonomy places the organism in Eukaryota, Viridiplantae, Streptophyta, Pinopsida, Cupressales, Cupressaceae.
AUGGGGGUGGCCACCAAUAAUGAAGCAGAAAUUCGGGCCCUCUUGGAAGGCCUUAAACUAUGCGUCACCAAUAAAAUGACCAAGAUAGUCAUUGAAGGGGACUCCUUAGUUACUAUUCAAGGGAUUAUUAAAAGGGGUUUCCAAAGGAGGAACCUUAACAAAUGGGUCCCAUGCAUAUCUCGACUUCUUAAUGAUAUCGACCAUUAUGAAAUUGCUCAUACAUAUAGAGAGGGCAAUCAGGUGGCAGACUGUGUUGCUAAUAUGGGCACUGACAUCCCCCAUGGUACUGUCACUUUUGAUAUACACUCAGUCUCAGAAUCAAUUCAGGAUCUAAUCAAAGUUGAUCACGCUCAGUAA